AUGGCUACCAUUGACGAGAUGGAUCAGUUUGUCAACUGGGACAAGGUCGACGACACUGUUGGUCAGCCCUUCCAGGAGGACGCCCUUGCUGGUCUGACAACCGGUCCCGAUGGCGACAACAUUGAUCUCGUCCUGGCCAAUGUCAAUGAGGAUGACUUUAGCUUCUGCGCCCUUCAGCACUUCUCCGACAACAACUUUCCUCUGCCGGAUCUCACGACCGAGCAAGUGAUGGACUUCACCACCACUGCUGACAACCUCGCCCAUCAGUUUCAGUGGACCAUGCCCGACUCGCCGUGUGCCAACUGUGCCGUCGGCGGCUUCUCUUGCAAGAAGAUACAAGAGGGUCAGUAUAAGGGUUACUGCACGACCUGUGUAGCUCUGAGGGUGGACUGCAGCUUUGGUGUCACGGCCGAGCCUCUGAACCCCACGACCACGGCCCCCUUUGGCAUCAACCCUUGGAUGUCAUCUGAACCCAACCCGCCCAAUACGGUCCUAGAGGAUGCUCAAGAUGACUCUUGCCAGUCCUCUCGUAAUGACUCAGUCACAGAUCUGACCAACUUGACCGACACAUUCAACAAAGCGGCGCCUCCUCCCAAAAUUGGAGCUCGAUUCUCUCGAGAGUCUGUCCGCAUCCUCAAGAACUGGCUCUCGACUCACAACCGUCACCCCUAUCCCAGUGACGAGGAGAAAGAGAUGCUACAGCGCCAGACCGGCUUGAAUAAGACACAGAUCACUAAUUGGCUUGCCAAUGCUCGCCGCCGUGGCAAGGUCCAGGCCCCUCGCUCGACUUCACCACACUACACCAGCUCCUGGUCGGGCCCCAUUGACAUUCCUCAACGCCGAGGAACGCCUGCUCUCGAAGCCAUGAACCCCCUGCAGCGAUGGGAGCACUCGCCCCCGGAAAACGAACCCGCGUCCGUCACUGCCAUUGCCAGAGCCGUCACUGCAUCAUCCUCUGGCAUGUCGUCGGGCCUCAACAGUCCUUUCAGCUUCCACUACACUGACGAUGGCUCGAGCAAGUCCCUCUGCAACCAGUCCUCUGUCAGCAGUUUGGGAACCUCUCAUUCGAGCAAUGGAUCGCUCGGAUCGGCCUAUUCUCAUGGGUCACGCAACUCAUGGGGCUCCUUUGGUUCAGCCCCUUUCAACUCUCGAGGCCGCCGCCGCCGUCGCAGAAGGACCUCGACAAAGCCGGGCAAAGAGCCGAGCAAGACUAGCUUGUCUGCACCUCUCAAGACCUUCCAGUGUACAUUCUGUACGGAAACAUUCAGAACUAAGCACGACUGGCAGCGCCAUGAAAAAUCGCUGCAUCUGUCUCUUGAGCGAUGGGUCUGCUCCCCUCAUGGGCCCCGAGCUGUCAAUCCUGACACUGGUAUGCUCUCUUGCGUCUUCUGUGGGGAGGCCAACCCCGACGACGCGCACAUCGAAAGCCACAAUCACUCGGCCUGUCAAGAGCGUAGCCCAGAGGAGAGGACUUUCUACCGAAAGGAUCAUCUCAACCAGCACCUGCGUCUGGUUCACAACAUCAAAUUUCAGGACUGGUCGAUGAAGUCAUGGAAGGUUGCAACGCCUGAAAUUCGGUCCCGGUGUGGUUUCUGCGGUAUCAUUAUGGAUACUUGGACAAUCCGUGUCGAUCAUCUGGCGGAGCAUUUCAAGACUGGUUAUUCCAUGGCUGACUGGAAGGGUGACUGGGGUUUCGAUAACCCUGUACUCGAGAUGGUCGAGAACUCUAUGCCUCCAUAUCUGAUUCAUUAUGAACGCACCUCCCCGUUGCCAUACGUAGCGAACCAGUCCCCGCCAGAGUCACCUCGCAACGCCUACGAACUGAUCAAACUGGAGAUGGCCUUCUUCAUGCGGAACUAUGAGGACCAGCACGGACGACUACCCAACGACGAGGAGAUGAUGGUGGAAGGAUGCCGUAUUAUUUUCGCCAGCGAAUUGUUGUCUCUCCAAGGUAUCGCCACGCGCCCUUCCUGGCUUCGUGACCUUAUCAUGAGCUCCGACUCGCACCAGCAAAAGGCCAGAUUCGGUCCUCUGCGAGGAGCGGCUGAAAACAGACUGGCUACGCUGAAGAUUAAUGGCAAGGACAACUUGUUCGAGGAGUGCCCUAUGGAGGUGCAACUCCAGGAGUUUGUCAAGACAAAGAGGUUACUGGGCCUGACCGCUAUGGAUGAUGAGCUCCAGGAGGAGGCUUGUCGCAUUGUUGGUCGUGUCGAAGAGGUGUCGACCCAUCCCUCAGACGCCAUCGCCAACUGGCUGCUGCGCCUGGCCGUGUCGUCUACUCACUGGCUCGCCUCUUUCCGCCGACGAGCACACUUGCCACGAAGCGAGGAUGUCAAAGAUCACAUUUGCCGGUCAACCGAUCCCUUGUCCAUCGACUCGACCAUCCACAGUUAUACUCGGCUGGAGCGAGAGCUAGGAGACUAUCUCAAACUGCAGCGGUUGAUGGGGUCGGAACCCACCGACGAGGAUCUCCAACGACAGGCUCGUAUCAUUAUAUACGAAUUCGACGACGGCUGGAACCAGACGGCUGCCGACAACAUGUCAUGGCUCGAGAGCUUCAAAGCCCGACACCCUCCGACAACAGAGAGCUCGCCGGCUUUCUCACUCCAACCCAGCACCACGUCGACCUUGGGCGGCACCACGGCGACCAACGCCACGACGACAUCGCCUGACUGCCCAGUUCUCCAAGGCUGCAAUAGCCCCUUUAACGUGUGCAACUUGGGGACUUCCCAGCCUGGACCGUACUUCCUCAAUGACGCCAACUGCUACCGACGGUUGGCAAAGGAGCUGGGAAGAUGGGUGGGAGCCACUAUGUCAUCCAACAACCCAAACCAGCAUGUGCCGACCGACGCCGAGCUCCAGCACCAGGCGCGCUGGAUUCUAUAUGAUGACGAUGAUCCAUGGAACCAGACUGCUGCAGACAACGCCGAGUGGCUGCAGAGGUUCAAGCGUGACGUUGGAAUUCUCAAGACGGAUGGACCUGGUCUCCCUGUGAGCGACGGAUGGGCUCUCGAGCAAGGUGGUUCAGGAUUUGCGCCACCAUACGCCUGUCCCAAGGCCUCACUCGAGCCGUUCCCGGCCAACGCCCACGUCCCAAUGGGACAGGGUGCCAAGUCCCUCCCCGCGGCCGUUGCCAACAGCUAUCUCGAGAACCUGACGUCACAAGCUGCGCGUCCGGCUAUGGUCUUCUGCUCCCGAGAGCUGGAGCGUGGCCUGGUCGACUACGUGGAGGACCAUGUGGCCUGCACGGGACGUAUGCCCUCUGAUGACAUGAUCAAGGCGCGAGGACGACAGAUCCUUGGCGCAAACACGACGCCCGCUGAGGACGGAGACCUAAUGGAGAAGUUCAAGGCCAUGGUGGCCAAGAAGGUUCCCCACGCGCUGCCUGCGCAAGAAGCUGAGGCGGCAGCCUCUGAAAUGCCCAGCAACAUGGGCGUGAACAUCUCGGACGCGGACCUGGACAACAUUUUGCAAGACAUGAACUUUGAGUUUGAUCCUCAAGACUUUGGAGGCGUUACGAUGGAAGGCCUGCAAGACGCGGGCGGCGUUAGUCUGAACAUGACGGGCUUUAACAACUAG
Fusarium keratoplasticum is the source of this 3579-nucleotide messenger RNA. RefSeq lists its product as uncharacterized. The transcript has 3 exons. Gene Ontology annotation, biological process: regulation of DNA-templated transcription. The coding region runs from base 1 to 3579 and encodes 1192 amino acids. Gene Ontology annotation, molecular function: DNA binding. The record is from RefSeq and is a predicted model, not a curated record. Lineage: Eukaryota; Fungi; Ascomycota; Sordariomycetes; Hypocreales; Nectriaceae.